AUGGUAUCAGUUAAACGGGAAUUUGGCGAAAUUAUUGAUAGUGAUGGUGAUGUUGAUCACGAUUCUAACAAGGUUGGAAAGAUAGAUGUUCAACAGAAAAGAUCGGUACCGAAGGUAUACCUUGAUCAGAUUGAUAUGAAAAAAUUAGAUUUUGAUAGAGAAAAGGUAUGUUCAGUUACUUUAUCGCGUUCUAACGUAUACUGUUGCUUAUCCAGUGGGAAAUAUCUUCAGGGUAGGGGUCAAAAUUCUGUUGCCUUUAAACAUGCCAUUGAGUCAGACCAUCAUGUGUUUUUGAACCUGAAGAGUUUGAAAGUAUAUGUAUUGCCCGAGAAUUAUGAGGCAGAUGUGGUUCCAGGAUCUUUGCUUUCAGAUAUAGUAUAUGCUGCUAGUCCCAGGUUUCAUAAUAGCCAAUUACAAACGUUCCCCAAAGUUUGUCACGAUUUGAAUGACAAGAGGUAUUUGAAUGGGUUCGUUGGUAUGAAUAAUUUGACUCCAGAUGGUUAUUCCGUAGUAGUGUUGCAAGCACUGGCCCAUGUGCUGCCAAUCCGUGAUUACUUCCUGUUAGGGGAAAGUUCCAGUGGUUAUAAUACUGAUGAAAAUGAUGGUCCGGGUUUAAUAGGCUCUCUGUCCUUGUUAAUACGGAAACUAUGGAGUUGUAAACUGCUACGAAGGAAUAUCUCACCCCAUGAACUCUUAAACUAUAUAUCACUUGUUUCAAAGAGAAGGUUUCCGGUGGAUGAUUCUAGAGAUCCUCGUAGUUUCCUACUAUGGCUGAUAUCUUCACUCUGUGCGAGUAAAGAACCUUCUUUGGUACGGACUGUUACAGAUCAGUUCCAGGGCCACGUUGAAAUCACUUCGACUCCAAUAGAAACUGUUGUUGAUGAGAAGGGGAAAACUAUGAAGUUUAAGAAGUUAGAAGCUGCCACCACUACACAAAAGACAAAAUUCUGGUUACUUUCAUUGGACUUACCACAAAUGAACCUUUUCAGCAACGGUAACAGUGCUAACAGUGUAUCUCAGACGAAACUGGAAACACUUUUACAAAAAUUCAAUGGCGAAACAGAAUACCAUACCAAAGAUUCCAUCAAAACGUACCGUAUAUUGAAGCAUCCUAAAUUCCUAAUACUUCAUUUCAACAGGUUUGACAAAGGCUUCACUUCCAUUAAAGAUAGAAACAAAACUCUAGUAGAGUUCUCUGAAAAAUUAGAAUUCAGUGGUGUACACUAUAAAUUACUAGUAAAUAUCACCCAUGAUUGCGUAAUACAAAUGAAAAUAUCGGAUACAGAAGAUUUGUUAGCCAGCAGAUGGAAAGUACACCUCGCUGAUACUUUACGCGACCAAUGGUACGAGUUUGAUGACAUUGAAGUGAAUAAGGUUGAGAAAGAGUUUCUUUUCCUUAAAGAAUGUUACAUUCAAAUAUGGCAACGCGUUUAG
Kluyveromyces lactis is the source of this 1434-nucleotide messenger RNA. RefSeq names its product mRNA splicing protein SAD1 (gene SAD1). The coding region runs from base 1 to 1434 and encodes 477 amino acids. NCBI's taxonomy places the organism in Eukaryota, Fungi, Ascomycota, Saccharomycetes, Saccharomycetales, Saccharomycetaceae. Gene Ontology annotation, biological process: protein deubiquitination; mRNA processing; spliceosomal complex assembly. Gene Ontology annotation, molecular function: zinc ion binding; cysteine-type deubiquitinase activity. The transcript has a single exon. The record is from RefSeq and is a predicted model, not a curated record.